Nerophis lumbriciformis (worm pipefish) is the source of this 3048-nucleotide messenger RNA. RefSeq lists its product as uncharacterized. Gene Ontology annotation, biological process: regulated exocytosis. Gene Ontology annotation, cellular component: lysosomal membrane; trans-Golgi network membrane. The record is from RefSeq and is a predicted model, not a curated record. NCBI's taxonomy places the organism in Eukaryota, Metazoa, Chordata, Actinopteri, Syngnathiformes, Syngnathidae.
AUUCCUUCGCUGUUACUAAUAAGCUAGCACACGCCAGGCACGGCUAAGUACGAAUAUACGGAACAUACGUGUUGUUUCAACCUUUACAAACAAAUUUACCGUUAAAAACUAAACAAUGUAAUGUUUGAAACAGUUGUGACAUUUGGUGCCAUUGUUUUUACGCUUGACCGGACAAAGUCCACCUUUUUAUGUUCCAGUGCUAGCUAAAACUUCAUAACUUCCUGUAAUUUCUGCUUAUUGGCCUGCCGUUGUACUGAAUGAACGCCUCAUGAACUGAGUGAUGCGAUUCAUUGUAUUGAAGAUGUGCUUCUGACAGCCUUUUACUGCCCCAUAUCGAUUUAAUCAGCAAAAAAUAGACACAUUUUGUAUAUUGAAGGCUUGCAGAGGACAAGGUAUGUCUGUCCAAGUCUCCAAUGAAGAGGCGGUGCGCUUGCCCGCCAUUCAAACCGUGCAAGGUCAGAUAGCAGGAAGUGACAAGAUGCCAGAGAGUGUAAAAAAGACAUGCGAGGGCGACUUGGAGGAAGAGGAGGCUGCAGGCUGUCAUCUCGUGGAGGACGCCACUCUGCCGUGGCCUGGAGACCAAGACAGGAAGACACAGGAGACAGAUGGCGUCUCUUCCGGGAUGGGAGCGUCCGAGUCAGAGGAGAAGGACACAGGGUUUAGCACGGGGAGCCGGGACCUGUCCGAGGGCCACGAAGCCGACGCCGGGCUGAGCAAAGCCAAAUGGAGGGAGAGUAUGCCCGAGGGAGAGAAGUGGAGGGACGACCUCAUGGAGACGCAGCGGGACAACAAGGGAGAUGGUGGCUCACUGGCGGACGACGAGGAGGAGGAGGAGGAGGUAGAUGAGGACAACCCCUGGAUCUCUGAGAAAGCUGCCAUGGGGAUCAUACCACAGGUGAAAAUAGUGCAACGCUCAUUUGAGGGAGCUCCUGUGGAGAGCAGACUGUCCAUAGAGGACCACACGGACAGGGAGGACCAGACAGGCCCCCCCCAGGACCAUAACUGGACACAACAUGAUGACAAAGACCGUUUGUGUGAGGGCAUGUGCAGCGAGAAAUUGAAGGUGGUAUUGGCCACCGCGUCCGCGGCCGUCCUCUUCCCCUUCCUGGUGUGGGGGGGCUACGCCCUCUUGCCCUUUGACUCCCCGCUGCUCCUCAGCGCCCCCCUCAGGGUGGUGUACACACUGCGGUGCGCCGUCUUUGCCGCCAUCCCCAUCGUGCUGGGAAUAGUGGUGCAGGGCGUGGCCAGGCUGCACUACAGCGACAUGAAGCCUCGAUUCCAGAGCAAAGCGAUCAACAGGCAUGUGUCGGUGCACUCGCACUACGUCAACGAGUCGCUGGGCCUUUUCCUCUUCUUCUUCCUGCAGCUGGCUGUCAUGGCGACAUACGUCAGCCAGGACUUGCUCAAACUGGUGCCUCUUCUCACCGUCGUCUUUGUUUUUGGAAGGCUCAUCUAUUGGGUGUGCUUGUCGCUGGGCAGCAGCAUCCGAGGCCUGGGCUUUGGCCUCUCCUUUUUCCCCAUCUUUGUCAUGCUGGGCGCCAACCUCUUCUUCGUGUGCUCGUCUGCGGCUCAGGAAGCUGUGUUUGACGUGCAGCCGCCCACCACGCCGGCUCCCCCCAGCAAGCGCUGGUGGGGUUAACGCCCCCUGGAGGUGGGACACUCUUACCUUUGUUUUGUGUCUAAGGACAUUCACGUUGGAGGUAAGGAAUGACAAUUUCUACCUUUUACGUAAGCAUUUUGCCACUUUAAAACCAACGUAUCGGUAACUCUGUAUUUCUUCAAUUUGAUGUUGAAAUUUACAAAUGUCUUUUUAUGUUGAUCAUAUCAUAUAUAUUUAAAAUAUUGUGUUUAAGAUGUCUGGGGGCUUAAAUGAGUUGAAUAAAGCUUCACUAAUUGAAUUAUUGUUUUUGUUGGGAAGAAAAGAUGAAAGCAGAACUGAACUUCACUCAGUUUGUCAUUUAAUAUAUAAAAUACAGUAAACAUACGCAAAAAGGAUAAGGUUUCAAGGGACUUGGAUACUUUGGUACAACAAACACUUUUUUCCUGUAAAAGCGGUAUAGAAUUUCAAUAACAUCAGUGCAUACUUUUGUAUAUGAAAAUAUACACAAACUGUUUAUCAUUCAAGAAAAGAAAACAUCUUUACAACAAAACCCAUAGCAGACUAGCUCAACACAAUAUAUUAACAAUAAAUUUCAUCUUUAGUAUUUAUUUGCUACAUCGUUCUGUUUUCAAAGCCAACGUCACCCAAAAUUCUUACCUGCUUCUUUCCCAUGCAUUGAACCUUUUUAUUUUUAGCAAAUCCACCAAUUACUACUUCUUAUAAAUAUAUUCUAUAUCUGGAUGAAAACUGCAGCAUUAUCACUGGUACUUCCUUUUAUUGCAUUUGCUAAUACCGCCUUGUCCCCACGUGCAAAAGGAAACCAGUUUGUUUGAUGUCGGUGAUAAGAUGAGUUGAAGUAAAAAAUGUGCUCUAAACUACACAACCUUCUCACAAAAGAACUGCUGCACAAAGAAAUGUCAAACAAAACACACAAGUAACACGGGUCCAAAUAUUUAGAUUGUCAUGUGACCACACAAGGCAGGAGGGAGCCAAUCAGAGUGCUCUCGCUUGGCACUGAUAUCAACUAUCAAAUAAGGAGCACGGAACUCCAUUUUGCAUGGUUUUUAUAAAGAAUAAACUCACAAGAAUUUGGACAGCAACAAAAUAUUGUUUGUAUCCAACAAGAAAAGCAUGUAUUGACACUUGUUAAAAGUUGUGAUUAUGAACAAAAAUUUGGAGAUGCAUCAUUUUAUUUGAUAGCAAUAAAAUGGUUAGCAUCAAUGGUUGCCAACCGUCCCGCAAAAGUACGUGACAAGGGAUGCAACAAUUAUACAUUUUGACUGUACGAUUUUAGUCUUGAGUGCUAUCACUGUUUCACGAUUGUGUUGAAUAAUUUCACAACAAAUAAAUUAUAAAAUCACAUUCCAUAAUGUUUCUGUAUCAUUUAUUCCUGUCGAAAAUAACGUAAAUCAAAUAACAUCCGGGGUUGUUUUUUUUCUUCCUGAAAA